AUGCCCAAAGAAACUACCAAAUCCAAGCGCAAGGCUGCCGAGAAGGCUGAAAAGGUCCCUCGCAAAACCAAGAAGGACCCAAAUGCUCCCAAGCGCGCUUUGUCUGCGUACAUGUUCUUCAGCCAGGACUGGCGUGAGAGAAUUAAGACUGAAAACCCUGACGCUUCCUUUGGUGAAGUUGGCAAACUUCUUGGUGCCAAGUGGAAGGAACUUGACGAUGAAGAGAAAAAGCCUUACAUCGAGCAAGCCGCCAAAGACAAAGAGCGUGCCGAAGGAGAGAAGAACGCUUAUGAUAACGGCAAAAAGAGCGCUGCCAACAGUGACAAGGAGGAAGAGGUUAAGGACGACGACGAAGACGACUAA
Messenger RNA from Marasmius oreades (fairy-ring Marasmius), 363 nucleotides. It is a transcript of the gene NHP6, whose product is annotated as Non-histone chromosomal protein 6. The record is from RefSeq and is a predicted model, not a curated record. NCBI's taxonomy places the organism in Eukaryota, Fungi, Basidiomycota, Agaricomycetes, Agaricales, Marasmiaceae. The coding region runs from base 1 to 363 and encodes 120 amino acids. The transcript has 5 exons.